AUGCCGGCGCAUCUGUACGCCCUGGACGACGCUCUGCUGGUGCACCUGCUGAGUUUCUGCGCAGCUCGAGAUGUGGAGGCAACGACGAAAGCCUCCAGAGUCGUCGCCUUGCACUUACUGCCGCAGUAUCCCGAAAUCUGGCGCGUUCUGUUCGUUCGUCAGUGGGGAAAGCUCAACUUCAAGCUGGACGCAGUGACAGAGGACGCGAGGAACCUUCAGAUCGACUCGCGCCUGCGAGAGCUGUUCCCUGCUGAGUGCACGGAGACUCGCAUGUUCCAGCUAUUGUCGCGUUCAGUCGUUCCGUUGCCGUCAGGAAUGGAUAUUGGGGCGACCCAAAACUCGUGGGGGUACUCGGAUACUCACCACAGAAUUGUCCCACUCGAGCAGGAGAAGGGUGCUAACCAGGGGAAUUACUCUUCAGUUACGACGUUUGCCUUUGAUGGCAAGCGCUUCGGCAACGACCGAUCUGUUCGGGCAAAUGCCCCAUUCCCAGCAUCCUUCUACGUCGCCGUGUUCAAGCGUCGGGUGCAAGACAAGACAAGCAAGAAAGAGAUGUUUGUUUAUCAGAUUGGUGCAACGGAAAGUGGAUACUUUGAAAUUACUAUCUCGGACCCUGCUACGCGACCCAGUGGUCACACAACGAGAAAUGGCAGAGUGGAGAUGACAGCUAUCGGCUUGGUCCCCUCCACUUUCCCGCUGGUGGGCAAGCAACCCGGCUGGACGAUCCCGUCGUUCGGGUACCAUGGAGACAACGGAAAGCUUUAUUCAGCGUUUCCUGUAACGCCGUUCCUUCCAGGAGCCAGUCGGUAUAUUCCGUGCGACAACGACCAGGAAUGGUUUCCUGCGGUCGGUUUGGACUCCCCUGACACUAUUCACGUAAACUUCGGCCAGCAGCCGUUCAAAUGCGACCACGUGAUCGGUGCGUUCAUCGAGUGCACGGGGACAAACGCUCUUGUGGCUCGCCAAAUACUGCAGAAUGCCAACAAAUCGCGUUUCCGCGCUGUUCGCCGCAACUGCAUCGACGCGUUCAUCGCGAACGUCCUGGAGCGUCGACGCUUGACCACAACGUGA
This is a messenger RNA of Phytophthora sojae, 1071 nucleotides long. RefSeq lists its product as hypothetical. Bases 1 to 1071 code for a protein of 356 amino acids. The record is from RefSeq and is a predicted model, not a curated record. The transcript is spliced from 5 exons. NCBI's taxonomy places the organism in Eukaryota, Oomycota, Peronosporomycetes, Peronosporales, Peronosporaceae.